AAAAAAUUCACGUACAUAAGUCAACAUGAAUGGGUUGAAGUUGGAGAGAAUGACGGGGUCGUUGGGAUCACCGAGCGCAUCCAACUAGAGUAUGGUAAUAUUAUCUUUAUUGAACUGCCCAGUGGCGACGAAUAUGAACAAGAUGAGCCACUGGGCAGAGUAGAAGUGACUGAUGGUAAUACUUUUCCUAUCUAUGCGCCAGCGACCGGGGAGAUUAAAGAAAUCAACACCACGCUGGAGGAGGAUCCGGAUCUUAUUAAUCAUUCGCCUGAAGGGGAUGGCUGGAUCUGUCGGAUAAGCAUUGAGAGUCCUAGGGAGCUUGAUGUAUUGAUGGACGCCGAUGCGUACAUUGACUAUGAGGAAGAAGAGCUCGACAAUGAAUACAUGGAUGAGGAAGAUUUUUACGACGAGGAUGAGGCUUAUGACUACAUUAAUCUACCCCAAAAACCUUCUGCUACGCUCCCCGCCUCAAAUAGAUUCCCUAUUCUUCUCCUACGAUACAAAGGAUCUUUAUGUCAUUAG
This is a messenger RNA of Geodia barretti, 522 nucleotides long. The record is from the annotation of a GenBank genome assembly. NCBI's taxonomy places the organism in Eukaryota, Metazoa, Porifera, Demospongiae, Tetractinellida, Geodiidae.